Molecule: messenger RNA, 906 nt
Organism: Cornus florida
Lineage: Eukaryota; Viridiplantae; Streptophyta; Magnoliopsida; Cornales; Cornaceae
Exons: 2
Coding region: 1-906 (301 amino acids)
Source: RefSeq, a predicted model, not a curated record
AUGGAGAUAUUCAAGCAGGUGAAAAUUAAUCUCCCAUUGCUUGAUGCAAUUCAGCAAAUUCCAGUUUAUGCCAAAUUUGUGAAAGAUAUGUGUACUCAGAAGAGGCAUUCAAAUAGUCAUAUUCCUAAGAAAGUGCUACUAACUGAGCAAGGGUAUUACAACUGCACUGCUCCAAAAUUUAAAGAUCCAGGUGCUCCAACAAUUUCAUGCACAAUAGGGAAUCAUCAAGUAGAGCGAGCUCUCCUAGAUUUGGGUGCAAAUGUAAACCUUUUUCCUUAUUCGGUUUACUUGCAACUCAGAUUAGGAGAAUUGAAGCCUACCUUUAUUAUUCUCCAAUUAGCAGAUAGGUCAACCAAACAGCCUCGUGGUGUUAUCGAAAAUGUGAUCAUCAAAGUAGAUAAAUUCUACUUCCCAGUGGACUUUAUUGUGCUAGAUACUGAGCCAGUUCCAGAGUUAAGGAGGCACAUUCCAGUGAUCCUUGGUCGUCCUUUCCUUACGACAGCAAAUGCAAGCAUAAAUUAUAGGAAUGACGACAUGGACUUAUCUUUUGGUAAUAUGAAGGUGUGCUUAAAUAUUUUCAAUGCUAGUCAAUGCCCUUCAGAUGAUAAGGAUUAUUCUCUUGUCGAUACAAUCGAUGAAUAUGUUGAAGAGAUAGCCCCAUUUGCCUUGACAAAAGAUCCACUGGAAGUAUCCCUAUCUUAUUUUGAUACCGAGUCCUUUGAUGUCGAAAAAAGCACUGAAGAGAUUAAUGUCAUUCUUGAUGGGGCUAAUAUGCAUAACAUUCCACCCUGGAAAAUUCUUAUUGAGCCACUUCUACAAUUGUCAAGUGAACCACCUACGCCAUCUUUGAAGUCUCUACCAGAGCUAGAGUUGAAGUCGUUACCCUUUCAUUUGAAGUAUGCAUAG